Messenger RNA from Aedes albopictus (Asian tiger mosquito), 1104 nucleotides. RefSeq lists its product as uncharacterized. The record is from RefSeq and is a predicted model, not a curated record. The transcript has a single exon. The annotation marks the transcript as partial. NCBI's taxonomy places the organism in Eukaryota, Metazoa, Arthropoda, Insecta, Diptera, Culicidae.
UCAUCAUCAUCAUCAUCAUCAUCAUCAUCAUCAUCAUCAUCAUCAUCAUCAUCAUCAUCAUCAUCAUCAUCAUCAUCAUCAUCAUCAUCAUCAUCAUCAUCAUCAUCAUCAUCAUCAUCAUCAUCAUCAUCAUCAUCAUCAUCAUCAUCAUCAUCAUCAUCAUCAUCAUCAUCAUCAUCAUCAUCAUCAUCAUCAUCAUCAUCAUCAUCAUCAUCAUCAUCAUCAUCAUCAUCAUCAUCAUCAUCAUCAUCAUCAUCAUCAUCAUCAUCAUCAUCAUCAUCAUCAUCAUCAUCAUCAUCAUCAUCAUCAUCAUCAUCAUCAUCAUCAUCAUCAUCAUCAUCAUCAUCAUCAUCAUCAUCAUCAUCAUCAUCAUCAUCAUCAUCAUCAUCAUCAUCAUCAUCAUCAUCAUCAUCAUCAUCAUCAUCAUCAUCAUCAUCAUCAUCAUCAUCAUCAUCAUCAUCAUCAUCAUCAUCAUCAUCAUCAUCAUCAUCAUCAUCAUCAUCAUCAUCAUCAUCAUCAUCAUCAUCAUCAUCAUCAUCAUCAUCAUCAUCAUCAUCAUCAUCAUCAUCAUCAUCAUCAUCAUCAUCAUCAUCAUCAUCAUCAUCAUCAUCAUCAUCAUCAUCAUCAUCAUCAUCAUCAUCAUCAUCAUCAUCAUCAUCAUCAUCAUCAUCAUCAUCAUCAUCAUCAUCAUCAUCAUCAUCAUCAUCAUCAUCAUCAUCAUCAUCAUCAUCAUCAUCAUCAUCAUCAUCAUCAUCAUCAUCAUCAUCAUCAUCAUCAUCAUCAUCAUCAUCAUCAUCAUCAUCAGCAUCAUCAUCAGCAUCAUCAGCAUCAUCAUCAUCAUCAUCAGCAUCAUCAUCAUCAUCAUCAGCAUCAUCAGCAUCAUCAUCAGCAUCAUCAUCAUCAUCAUCAUCAUCAUCAUCAUCAUCAUCAUCAUCAUCAUCAUCAUCAUCAUCAUCAUCAUCAUCAUCAUCAUCAUCAUCAUCAUCAUCAUCAUCAUCAUCAUCAUCAUCAUCAUCAUCAUCAUCAUCAUCAUCAUCAUCAUCAUCAUCAUCAUCAUCAUCAUCAUCAUCAUCAUCAUCAUCAUCAUCAUCAUCAUCAUCAUCA